This is a messenger RNA of Labeo rohita (rohu), 1259 nucleotides long. RefSeq names its product leukotriene B4 receptor 1. The record is from RefSeq and is a predicted model, not a curated record. Gene Ontology annotation, molecular function: G protein-coupled receptor activity. NCBI's taxonomy places the organism in Eukaryota, Metazoa, Chordata, Actinopteri, Cypriniformes, Cyprinidae. Bases 33 to 1004 code for a protein of 323 amino acids. The transcript has 2 exons. Gene Ontology annotation, cellular component: membrane. Gene Ontology annotation, biological process: G protein-coupled receptor signaling pathway; immune response.
AAGAUUUAGCAUUUUCCAGACACCAGUAUUUGAUGAUGGAGCUAAGAUCAUGCUUCAGUUCAACAUCCAACAGCACUGCUGUGGGUUCACAGAGGAUCGCUCCUGCUGUAGUUCUGGGUUUGUGCUGUUUGGUUGGUUUGCCAAGCAACAUCGCGGUGAUCAUCAGCAUUGCUCGUGAGUGGAACAGAAAUCUGAGCUUCACCUUAAAACUAAUGGUUAACCUUGCGGUGUCUGAUGCUUUGACCUUGUGCUUGGCUCCUUUUGUGCUGUAUGGAAUACUGUUUGGAUGGAAACUCGGACUUUGGUCUUGUAGGUCCCUGUAUUUUUUGGGUCACUGGAGUCUGUAUGUUGGUGUCCUGACGGUCACAUCCAUGAGUGUGCACCGCUAUCACAAUGUCAUCAAGUCAAGAGUCACUAACAGGAUGAUACUGAAGAGACUGGAAAGACGGCACAGGCACCUUCAGCUGAUUGGCAUCUGGACUCUAGCCUUUGCUUUUGCCCUACCAGUAAUUUUUACUCAAGGACUCAAAGACAAGAAUGGAUUGGUAAGAUGUCAGAGGACAGUGGACUCACAGUCUUUAAAAGUGAUUGUUUUGCUUUUUGAGAUCCUGUUGGGGUUCAUCCUCCCAUUUUUGACAAUGUUGACAUGUUAUCUCUGGCUGCACAAAGGAUUGAGUCAAAAAGCAAAGAGCUCCAGUGUAACUACAGCUCCACAGGACCAGGAACCCAGAAACCAGGGGACAAACGUUAGGACUUACAAGAAGAGACUUGUGAUCAGCAUCAUUGUGGCUUUCUUUGUGUUUUGGACUCCUGUGCACAUUAUCAAUGUGAUUGAUAUAGUCACAACUCUGACUAAAACAUCUCAUCCAGAUGUUUAUUCUCAACUGAAGUCCUUCCGUCGAGUAUAUGGUGAUACAAGCAAGACUCUUGCUUUGCUAAACUGCUGUCUGAAUCCUUUUCUCUAUGCUUUCUUUUCAAGAAAUGUUAUCAAGUGUACUAAGUAGAACCCACAUUUUGAAGUUUCAAGCCUUGUCUGCUUCUAAAUGUUUUCCCACUAUAAUUCUGGCAGGCAGAUGUUUUGUAGGUCUUAUUGUUUGGUCAUAGUGACUCUAAAUGCUAAACCACAAACAGGAAACACUGUGCAUGGUGAUUUGACCACUUUUAGUCUCAGAUGAGUAUCAGACAUGCGACUGGCAUGAUGAACUAUGUAUGUGUUUUAAAUCAACUUGUAUCACUUAAAACAUGAUUAAUAGCAAGAU